Messenger RNA from Exaiptasia diaphana, 931 nucleotides. RefSeq lists its product as uncharacterized. The transcript is spliced from 4 exons. The annotation marks the transcript as partial. NCBI's taxonomy places the organism in Eukaryota, Metazoa, Cnidaria, Anthozoa, Actiniaria, Aiptasiidae. The record is from RefSeq and is a predicted model, not a curated record.
GAAUAUAUGGACAAUACUACACCAGUAAGUUGGCUACAUUUGUAUUGAAAAUUAUUACGACAUAAAAAAGCAACGAAAAUGUUCUAUAUGACAGCGACGCGGAGGAGGACAUUAAUGAUAUGGAGCGGGAGAGUAGACCCAUGGACUCAAGCUUCGAUGAAGAUCAUAGGGAUAACUACAUAAUAGAAGAGCCCACAGUUCGUAAGACCGUGCAGAAGAGAAAAGGGAGUGUUGGGAGAAAAAAAGUUGUUAUCAAAAAAAGUAAUAUAAAAAUGACUCUGUCCUAUAUAGAAAAUGCUAUGAAAGAUUUUAAGUGCUGCCACAAAGAUUGCGUCCACUUAAUUCUUUAUAAAGCAGAUAUUCAAAAAUCAAGGGUAGAAUUCCUUGAAAUGGAUAGAGAGAGUCAAGACCAGYGGUUGCUUAAUUUCUUCCAACUGUGUCUUAAAAAACGAGGUGGGAGAGACGUAUAUAAUUAUACUGUCGAAGGGAAGAUACUGUGCCAGAAAGCUUGGAUUUUCUGUUAUGGCAUGUCAUAUGGACGAUUUCACCACUGGAGGAACGCAUUCCAAAGAGGGAUACGAACUCCGAUUCAUGGACGAACAGGGAUUUGUAAAAAAUCUGAACGCUUUAUGGAAGCGCAAUUAUGGUUUGGCGAGUAUUCCACUGCCAUGGGCAACAGAAUGCCUGAUAGCCCAAGGGUGGAGCUGCCUGCUUGCCAAACCAUAAGAAAGGUGUACAAGGCUUAUACUGAGUCAGUGAAGCAGCCACUAAAAAAAACUCAGUUUAGGUCAAUGUGGCUGGAAACGUAUCCCGAAGUCAUUAUCCCAAAGAGAAAUCGAUUUUCAAAAUGCGGGGUCUGUCUUCUUAUUGGAGACAUGAUCCGAGAAACAAAAAACAGCCAAAAGAAGCUAACAUGGCUUGAAAAGAAACA